Messenger RNA from Candida albicans SC5314, 2403 nucleotides. It is a transcript of the gene CNH1, whose product is annotated as Cnh1p. Gene Ontology annotation, molecular function: sodium:proton antiporter activity. The record is from RefSeq and is a predicted model, not a curated record. The coding region runs from base 1 to 2403 and encodes 800 amino acids. Gene Ontology annotation, biological process: intracellular potassium ion homeostasis; proton export across plasma membrane; regulation of membrane potential. Gene Ontology annotation, cellular component: plasma membrane. NCBI's taxonomy places the organism in Eukaryota, Fungi, Ascomycota, Pichiomycetes, Serinales, Debaryomycetaceae. The transcript has a single exon.
AUGGCUUGGAGUCAGUUAGAAUUAGAACCACCACACAUAGCCUACGCCUGUGUGGGUAUUUUCAGUACCCUAUUCUCAUUAGUCUCCCUUUUCGUCAAAGAACGUCUAUACAUCGGCGAGGCCACCGUCGCAUCCAUAGCAGGGCUUAUCCUAGGCCCACAUUGUCUAAACUGGUUUGACCCCGUCAGCUGGGGUAAUUCAGACUACAUCACCCUAGAAAUCUGUCGAAUAGUAUUAUGUAUCCAGAUCGUCGCCGUGGCAGUAGAGUUGCCGAAAAAGUAUAUGAUGAAACAUUGGCUCUCAGUGACUAUUUUCUUGUUGCCGGUCAUGACAUGUGGGUGGUUGAUUGUUGGGCUCUUUAUCUGGUGUCUCAUCCCCCAUUUCACAUUCAACGAUGGAUUGCUAGUCAGUGCAUGUGUCACAGCCACCGACCCGGUCUUGGCUGCUGCUGUCGUCGGUAAAGGAAAGUUUGCCGAAAGAGUCCCUGGCCAUUUGCGUAAUUUGUUGUCAGCAGAAUCGGGGUGUAACGACGGUAUGGCAUUCCCAUUUAUUUUCCUAUCCCUAAACUUGAUUAUCCAUUCUGGGCACGCCGGCGAAAUUGUUAAAGACUGGUUUUUGUUGACCAUCCUUUGGGAGUGUAUUUUCGGCUGUUUAUUGGGGACAGUCAUUGGCUAUGUCUUGCGUAAACUAGUCGCUUUUGCAGAAAACCAAAACCUUAUCGACCGUGAAUCGUUUUUGGCCAUUUUCGUGUUUAUUGCAUUUAUUUCUGCUGGUAUUGGGUCGAUGUUGGGUGUGGACGAUUUAUUGGUUUCGUUUGCUGCAGGUACCGCCUUUGGCUGGAAUGGGGCAUUCGCAAAGAAAACCGAAGAGUCACACGUGUCUACUGUUAUUGACUUGUUGCUAAACUUGUCGUUUUUCGUCUACUUCGGGGCAAUCAUUCCUUGGCCACAAUUCAAUAACGCCGACUUGGGAUUGAAUGUAUGGAGACUUGUCGUGUUGGCAUUUGUCAUCAUAUUCUUGAGAAGAAUUCCCGCCGUUGUCGCCCUCAAGCCAAUAACCCCCGACGUCAAAACAUGGAGAGAGGCGUUAUUCUGUGGCCAUUUCGGGCCAAUCGGUGUCGGUGCCAUAUUUGCCAGUAUCUUGGCCAGAAAAGAUUUGGAAGCCCACUACACCACCGAAGAAACGCCGCUACACCACCUCCCCAAUGAGGAUUUCCCUCACUACCAGUUGCUCGCCACAAUCUGGCCAAUAGUCUGCUUUAUUGUUAUUACAUCGAUCAUCGUCCAUGGAUCUUCAGUAGCAGUGCUAACACUAGGUAAAAGACUAAACAGAAUGGCCAUCACCAUGUCCUUCACAACCGACCAAGAAGGUAAUGGAAGUGGCGGGUGGAUGCAGAGACUCCAGAAACUCGACCGUGCCACCACCUCCUUCUCCUUACAUCGUGUGGAUACAAUGGCACCAACCGAAAAACUGCAACCAGAAACUACCGGCACAAAAGUGCGUCCAACAGGCGGAGCCAAGAGAAAGAAGAACCACAGAGAUGACAGAACACCCCCAGAAGCGCAGAUCUUACAACUAGGGGGCAACAAAACGCCAGAACCCGAAUCAGCCUCAGACACCCUUGCCAUCCCAAACAAAACAUCAGGGUUAUCUGCAUUUGGAGAGAAACCACCCACAAAAGCCGAAAAGGCACCUGUCCCAACCGUUGCUUACCAAGAUGGUGACCAAGUUAUUAUCGAAGACCAGUAUGGUGAAGUAAUGGAAAACUUGAAAUUAACCACCAAACCAGUACGCGCCCCUGAUAUCGGAAGUAUCCAUUCUAUGGAAUCCUUGGAGAGGCACCUCACACAAUACUCAACUGGGUCUGGCGAAUACACAACCGACGAGGAUACCCACGGCUUACAAGAAAAAUUAUCUCGGUCGUUAUCACGCCGGUCAUACUAUAAAAAAGAUGAUCCAAAUAAACGUAAAGUAUACGCCCACCGUGUGGACGAUUUGAUUGUGAUUGAAAAUGAAGAUGGUGAUAUCAUUAGAAGAUACAAGGUCAACAAACACGCACCUGCACCAAGAGCACGGUCGGGGUCUAUCAUGGGCAUGGUAAAGUCUAUGGUGGGGAUCAAGCCACCACCAGAAAUCAGUGUAACCGACCUCGAGCACGGCACCCAGCACAAGAUCAUACUACCGGAAGAAGAAAACACACCAAUGAGCAGCAAAACCGAACAAAAGUUGGAAGACACAAUAGCUAAUAUCCUACAAGAAAACCACACCCAACCCAUCUCCGAAGAGAGUGCCGACGAGGAGAGUGCCGACGAGGAGGAGACGGAAGUCGAAAAGAAAAGAAGAUUGCAAGCUUUGGGUUACUUGCCAAGUAGUCGUCGCGAUAGAGAAGACGAAGAGGAGUAG